This is a messenger RNA of Effrenium voratum, 414 nucleotides long. Lineage: Eukaryota; Dinophyceae; Suessiales; Symbiodiniaceae. The record is from the annotation of a GenBank genome assembly.
AUGUGGAAGCGUUUGGCACCUCCGCGCACCAAAGAGUUCUUUGCGAGAUUGGACUGGAUGCAUGGCGCUAUGGAGCUCUGGAAGUACUUGGAGCCUCUGAGCCCAGCCAUCCUCACGGGCUCCCCGGCCGGCGAUUGGGCUGGGCCACAGAAGGUGCGGUGGUGCGAGAGGAACCUGCGGCUGUCAGCUGACCGGGUCCUGGUCGUGGAUGCCAGCGACAAGGCGCUCUUCAGCCAUCCCGGGGCGAUCCUCGUGGAUGACCGCAUUGAGUAUCGCGCCGACUGGGAGGCGCGGGGCGGGAUCUUCGUGCACUUCAAGGGGGCCAGAGAGUCCAUCGAUAUGGUGCGGCAGGCGCUGCAGAGGCUCUGCUACUGCGGCGCGCUGCCACCCGGCGGUGUGUUGGAUCUCGCGUGA